Striga asiatica is the source of this 546-nucleotide messenger RNA. The record is from the annotation of a GenBank genome assembly. Lineage: Eukaryota; Viridiplantae; Streptophyta; Magnoliopsida; Lamiales; Orobanchaceae.
AUGUCUUCCUCAACUUUUGGGCUGGUGGAGGUGGACGACCGUCCAUGGGUGGUUUUCGCCGAGGUCCUGAUGGUGUCUCGUGGUUGCGAAGGCUUCUCGUCCCUUGCCCUUCAAGUCACGCUGACCAUCCCUGCAUCCCAAAUAGCUCGUGCGUGUUGUCUCAUCCACGUACGCCUAUGCGCCACGCUCAUGCUUUCCAAGCCCAUGCGAGUCAGCCUAUGCGAACUCUUCGGCCCAUGCCCGCGUGCGCGUGCCUCGCGCGAGAUCCUCGCGCCUGUGCGCGCCGUCGCCCACAUUCCCUUGGUCGCGUGCAUGCCUCCAGCCGCAUUACAUGCAACUGCCGUUGCCUUCGCGCUGUCUUCUUGGGUCGUAUCGGCUUGGUUACGCGGUCUCCCGUGCACUUCCCAAUCUCGCGGUCGCGCGUUAGUUGCCUUGUCGACCCGCCCGCUGUUUCGACGGGUCGCUCGACCUGGUAUUGAGGCGUGGACCCCUCUUUCCCUAGUGAAAAGUUUGAGUUAUUUUAUAUACAAACACCCUUAUCGGUAG